AUGGUGGCGGAGCUCUUGCAGAGUCCAAACUCUUCGGUGCUUCUGGUGCGCCUGGUUCAGGCGAACGCUCCUUCGACUCUCACCAACUACUUCGGUCGUUGGAAACAUUGGGUCGAGUUCUGUCAGGUCCAAUCUGCGGAUGAAUGGGCACCCAAGGUAGCCUUCCUCUGCGAUUUCUUGCUCACGCACUGCAAAGGACUUCUGGGGUCGGCUAUCGCGUGGCUCAAGGCCUUCAGGUUCAUCUCCACGCGGCUGGAGGUCGAGUCUUUCAAGGUGGCGCUACAGUCUGAAGCAGUGCGGGCCUUUGGCAAGUCCGUGAAUGUGGUUCAGCGCAGGGAAACGCCUUCGUUGGUCGGAUGCUCAGUGGUCUCCGCCUUCCUUUCUUCACUUGGAUCGGCAGGCGCUUCUGGGAUGCGCUACACGGACGAAAACCACCUCUCGAUCCAUGCCGUGGGGAGCUUGGGCUCCCGGGUUUCUCGCUGGGCCUCAAUCGGUCCCCGGCUGGUCCAGGAGGCGGUGACCCGCACUUCGGCGGCUCGUCCAGGGUUUCAGCCUGACUUUCUGGUUGCCGAUUUGGGUCCGGAUGAACGUGCUCCUGUUUUCUUGGCUCCUUUGAGCCGUGCUGCUGGGGUGGUCCUGAUCCGCAGACUUUUGGCGAUGUGCUAUGAGAGCUAUCCGGCGGACCAACGGCCGGACUUGUCCCUCAUUGGCGUGCACAGUGCCAAGGUCACCUUCUUAUCCUUGGCUAAGCAGCUCUUGCUGGACGAAGCCUUGCGGGGCGGUGCUCCGCCACUCCCCGACGUCGCAUUCUCUCUGCCCGCUCUGGAGCCGGUGGCCUCGGAUGCGCGUUCCCCUUCGGUUGUGCCCAGGCUCCACGACAGAGAGCCGUUGGUUCUCGAUCAAGAUUCGAGCUCUGAUUCCGAAGAUGAUGCUCCGGCGGCUCCCGAGGUCGAGUCCACAUCCGCGGCCCCGGCCGCCGCUUGGGAACUGGUGUCGUCCGGUGACGUGGUUUCUUCACCGCAGGAUCUUGGUGAGCCUGAAGACCUUGCCGGGCAGAUCAUCCCGCUUGUCAGUUCCGCCCAGCUCCGGACGCAGUCGGGGAUGUUCCUCUUCGACCGGGUUGCUCCAUAA
Molecule: messenger RNA, 1131 nt
Organism: Symbiodinium sp. CCMP2592
Lineage: Eukaryota; Dinophyceae; Suessiales; Symbiodiniaceae
Source: the annotation of a GenBank genome assembly